Nomia melanderi (Alkali bee) is the source of this 6261-nucleotide messenger RNA. The record is from RefSeq and is a predicted model, not a curated record. NCBI's taxonomy places the organism in Eukaryota, Metazoa, Arthropoda, Insecta, Hymenoptera, Halictidae.
UCGACCCACGUGUAGGACUGCGCCUCGACAGCGGCGCUUUGACUCGAUUCAAUAUUAAGUGUCCAGUUAAAAGGAGAAGUCUUGAAUCACUGCGAGUACUCCCUCCCCCGCUCAUGUGGACCUUGGUGACGUGGGUUACUCAGUGCAACCGGUCGCGCAAGGGUUCUGUACUCGCAGCGCAUUCGCUGGUGAAUAUCGUGGCGCGCGAUUACUCUCCGCGCGGAACGAUCGAUAAAUACCUUCCGGGGAUUUUCAGUCCGCCAAGCAGCCACGGAUGCGCUCUCACGUGAGAUCAGGAAUAUCUGUCAAAGCGACCACGUGUUCCUACAAGUUCCCGGUACGUGCUCGCGUGUGCGUUCAGUGACGGAAAUAAGAGAAUUAGUUACGCGUAUGUCCGACAAACCGCGGAAUCUUGAUUCCACGUGAUACGUCCAGGGAAAUAGGUUGAUAUCGUAACGCUGCGGAUAAACGGGCCAAAUGCUUCGUGUCGUGUCACGCAGGACCGUUAGUAAUGAGGGAAUUAUCGUUGUAUUACUCGGUCAAGCCAAUACAGCUGGUUAACGCGACAGAAUAGACACGAGCAAGGGGAGGAAAGCAGGGAGCGAGAGAGGGGGAUAGGAGGUGGUGGAGAAGGAGGAAGGGGAGGAGGAGGAUGAUUGCAGAUGGGAUGCAAAGGAAGGGAUCGCAAUUUUUGUACAGAUAUAAACACGACUGUUGGUCAUUUUCUACUGUUGUAUUCGUUGUAAAGCCACACGUCAAUCUUAUUGAUCGAUCAAUCUAAGUAAAUACCGCGACUAGGGAAUCUAGAUAACGAUAGCAGUUCCUGAAUUGCUGGCCACGAAUCAUAUGUAAUCUGUUUACCAGUCUCAUUGUAACUUGCACAAAACUUGCGUGAGUGCUUUAAAAUAAUCGUGUUCAAGAUUAGUGGGGAGUAUCACGUCGAGCCGUGACUGUCCAGCAGUAGCUGAAUCGGUCUCGGCUAACACUGUCGAGAAUACUCGGUCGACGAACAGUGUCGGCGGAUACUGGUUGGCGAAAUUCCCGCGCAAACUUUGAUUGGUCGGGAAAGUUGUUGAAAAGUUGCAACGAGCACGGAACACUUGUUGCCGGGCCAAUAUUUAAGAUAAUCUUAAAGGGGAACCGAUUCGUCUCGGGUUUCAAGAAGUUAUCGUUUCCCGACCCUACUGAUAUUUGAUCUGCGGCUCGUACGUGUGAUAGUUGCAGGAGUGUAAGUUAAUCGAGCGUAAACGUUCGGAUCUGUGCAUCAACAGAGGCGAAGUUAAUGGCAGUCACCAUAAAUCAUCGUGUUAAUGUUCGAUUACCGACCAGGAUAGCGGAACAGAAUUCCUCUAAUCGGCAGGACAGGUACUUUGUUAUGUGGCGAAUCGCAGGGUCUAUAAUAUGCGAGACAGCGUGCUAGCCUUCUCAUUGGCAUGGAUUCUCGCGAUACAACGAGGACUAUGCGGCAAGCUCGAGCGGGUCGCGCAACGGCCGAACGUCGUUCUCGACGAUUAUUACGCCUACCGUCACAUCUCGAUCAUUCACUUCAACGUGCCGGACUGCACCGUCGCCGCAGAGUUCAAGUUCACUGUAGAAGAAGAGAAAACUGGAGGAAUAGGUAGAUGCUCGCCUCGAAAUGUCUCGGUAUUCCUGAAGUCCGGCAGCUUGCCGUUCGUACGACCGGACGGGUCGAAGAUCGCCGCGAAGCUAAUGAAAGGAAGACGCCGGUACUACGCUCUGAACAUGGAGAGCAACGGUGACAAGUACAUGAUCAGGAUAGACGCGCCAGCGCCAGGUGAUUGGUACGCGAUCGCGUUCCGAUCCUGGAGCGAUCCUGACAACGGGAAGAUCACUCAACAGGGCCUCGGAGCGUCCUGCGAUACAGUACUGAACGCUGAACUGCUCCUAGAGUCAGCAUCACUGGUGUCUUUAAUGGACUCGAAGCUGGAGUACGAGGUACAUAUGAACGAGAGCGCCGAUUCCGCCAUGAUGCAGCUGCUGAUACCUGACCAGUUCGUGGAGUCCAGCCUCUCCUUGAAGUCUUCUUGCGGCGAGGAGUGUCAAGUCGCUGUCCACGUGACCGCGGAUGACCACCUGGCAGCGACGAUCGUGAACACCACGAACUCCACCCUUUUCUUCAAGCCUUACUCGGAUAUGUUUCAUUACGUGACGCUUCGUCUGCUCUCCGGUAACUCGUCGAACGUGUCCCUGCAACUGCUGGACAACUCGCCCACCGAGGUUGGCCAGGUGAAAUCGCUGGAUCUGAUGAGGGAGUCGUUGCCCGACUUCUUCCUCUUCGACUACGAGCACCUGCUGGCGAACGGCACUAAGUCGUCCGCCUUCAACCUCUCCGCAGACACCAUGUCCGUCCUCAGCUUUGGAAUUGGUCGAAUAUACGACGUGGGCGGUACGCUGACCUUGGGUCUCAAGUUGGUGAACCUCAAUGAAAAAGAGAAGAAGAACGUCGUUGUCGUGGCUUGCAUUUCUUUAGGUUACUACGCCAAUAUCACUGCCGGUGGAGGCUGCGUGCGACUGGAGAACAUCACCGCGCCAGAUAUCUACGUGAACUCCACAGUACCAGCCAGCUUACACAUCCCUUAUCCGGAGCCAGGCACAUGGCACGUGAGCUUGAAGUCCUUCUGUGUGGAAAAGAAUUGCUAUUGCACGUCCACGUGCCUGAACGGCACCGCCUGCGACGAUUGCGAAUGCAUGACCCCCUGCAACGCCAGAGUAGAGAGCCGCAUCUCUUCCAUGCCCUGUAUCGAAGGCCGCUGCAACUCCCGUGGCAAGUGUAUGCACUACAUGAGCGGCGGCUUCGUGUUCGCCGCGUGCCACUGUUCAGGCGCGUACAGGGGUUUCGAUUGCGCUGACGACACCUACGUUCUCAGCACCCGUGAUGUGAUCGUCCGCGUGUUGCUGUUGACCUGCAGUAAUCUCGCAUUCAUCGCGUCCGUUUACGUGGCGGUGCGCAGGGAGUACUUUACAGAGGCUAUCGUCUACGCCGCUGUGAUGUUCUUCUCGACGUUCUACCACGCCUGCGAAGCUGGCGAGGACGUCUACAGCGUUUGUAUCAUGAGGCUGAGCGUCCUGCAGUUCUGCGACUUCUUCAACGCCCUGCUGUCCAUCUGGGUGACUCUGGUGGCCAUGGCCUCGUUUGGGCCGAAGCUCACCGCGUUUUGUCAGAUUGCUGGAGCUGUUAUCUUAGCCAUGAGCGCUGAAAUGGACCGCACGGCUCUGUGGGUGUUCCUUCUGCCUGCCAUCACUGGCUCGGCUUUGAUAGGCCUGUCUUGGGGCAGUAGGUGCAAGAGGAGAGGCACUGUUCGAUAUCCAUCUCGGCCUUACAGAAGUGUUUAUUUCCCGGCUGGUCUUCUGUUGGUCUCCCUCGGCUUGGUCUGCUACGCGUUCCUACAAACAAGAAGAAAUUAUUACAUCAUCCACAGCCUUUGGCACGUGUGCGUCGCCAUAGGGGUGGUUCUGCUUCUGCCGAAGCGACAAUACAUGAAAUGACUAGCGCGGUGUACAAAGAGUGUUGCCAAUAAUGGAAACGAGUACAAGAGUAUGUUUACGACUGUUGGUGCUGGAGAGCAAUCGUGCAUCGAAUGUAUAUUGUAGAUACCAGAGAUCUUAUUCUUAUAAAAAAAAAGUCGGGUAACAUUUAUAGAUAGGAGGGAUGUCAGUUAUCGAGUGCACUUUGAGAGCAAUAUGAAUUUAACAACGGAUAUCAAUUACUUUCAAGGUUUAGUGUAUAUACAUCCGUGUAUAGCUAAAGAAUAUUGAGUAUAUCGUUGAAUUGCAAUUAAGAUACGUUUAUCACAGUAAAAAGAAUGCAACGUUCUGAAGGGAGGUUCAUUUGAAUGCUUGACGCGUUACGUUUAUUCAGUUUAUCGAUGUUAACUUAUUUUUAUCAUUUAACAAUCCGUUGGAAGUAUCUCGCUAAGGACCAAAGAACUAGAAUACAUGUAUAGAGAAUAUUCACUAUUUUUCCAUGUAACAUCAUGAAGCUUUACAAUCUAAUUAAUCUAUACCCCUCAAGGACUCUUGAGAUUUAAGUUCCAGAUACCGGGUACCGGUAAAUUCGAACACGGUACACGAUAUCGAAUCUUGUAACAUUCGUUUCUCUUCUAUUAGGAAUGGACACCUCGCACGUGGAUUAUUAAUCGUGAAUGAUCAAUAUAUUUAUAUACGCUCUUAAAGAUUGUUGUGUCUACGUAUAUCGGGGGUUGUAGUAACUUUAAUCUAGAAUGUGCCUAUUUUGUUCGAACACGGUGAUUUACGAAGUAUGGUGAACGAAGGAGAUACAGUAGACCUUCAACGAAGCACGAAAUCGCAAGAAGAAUGUUCUAGAGUUACUAUUUCUCUAUUAUCAUCUGUACCGAUAACACGCGGAGAUACGACGCGUGGUACACGACCACGCCUAUCAAAACUCACGCGUGUAACGAAUGAUAAAAUAAAAGAGAGCAACAUACAGAGAUACAUCGCGGCUCUAGUUUUUAAUUAGUUAAUCGUUCACUUCGCUUACCAUCCUAAAUUAGAUGAUUCCUCACAGGAACUGGUCAAUCCCUACGAUCUAACAAACUAUUCAAAUGGAACCAUACGUUAACACGCUUAAGUCGCGUCUCGUCCUAUGGCGUUAAUGUUUCCUUCAUCAUGGAGGAAACAUCAAGGAAGUAAUCGGUCAUUGCCAGAAGCUCGCUUAACACAUUAAAGACCAAUGACGUUUCUAGUAUUAUUUACCAUCUAAUUGUGUUUUAGAAAAAUGCAGUUGUUCAACAGAAAAAAAACCAAUACAGCACAAACGCGCAGACUUAAAUUGUACCUUUCAAUGAUCGGCCUGUAAUGUGUUAAGCCUUCAACCCUGAUGUAGUUCUCAACUUUUCCUGUACAUUCGACACAUCACUAGAAUAGUACAAAUGCAUAGUCUAAUUAUCUUGUUCUCAAAUUGAAAUACAUCCCCGACAAGAUGAGAACUUGAAUACAUUAGAAAACAUCAAAUGAACAGUGUUGAGAAAAUGAAAAUAUCAUUGGAACAAAUAGACCCGAACAACACAGCAGGGUUAAUCUUUAAGCUGUUGCCUUUAACACUAGAACUGCCGAGCAAAUUGACUUUUCUUAAUUUUUGUAUAGAAACUCCAAAAGUACAUCUACUGAGGUGUCGACUGAUUUCUAGUUCAGUUUGCGUAUAGUGAAAACAAUUUCUUUAAUAAUUCCUCAGAGGAUCAUUUGUUAUCUUCUCAAUAGCGUUAAUCAGAGCAUUCUACUCGCGCAUGCUACAAUCAGUUACACCGGUCCAGGUCCACUAGGCGCUGUUGUCGACGCUGUAUUAAUGCUCGCAGCCGCAGUAAUCACGUUCGAUAACAAAGACAACAUAGUCUCCAUAGAGAAGCCGCAAUGAGGAUACGUUCGUGGACAAUUUCGACCUGAUCGGCCAGCCUCCACCGCUUCCUGAAUCGCUGUGCCUUCCAUGGCCGUGCGGAAGAUUUGAUUCGUCGUUAUCGUGUCGACCAUACGGUCGAACGACGACGCUUGCUCCUCGUCGUUCAACCUGUUCGCUUCCUUCAUGGACAACGCGGCCUGCUGCGAAUAAGUGCACACGGCCCGUUGCAUGCAGGACGUGGUGUCUAUCCCGUGUCGAGCCAGGACGUCGUCCAGUUUCGUCACAAUCUGCGAGACGCCAUUUUCUUCGCCUGCAAUUCGUUCAAUCGUAUCAUCAAACCGCGCCGCUAUAAUGAUCAGUAGAUUGCGGAUCCUCAUGCAAAUUCGAAUUUUGAAAAAUAGAAUUCAAAGAACAACAAAUGGUUCUCCAUAAUAAAUACUUUAAAAAGCACUACACUUUGGAUGUGUUAGGCAAAGCGGACAAUUGCUUGAAAGACCUCACGGAAGACAUUUUUAUUGCCUCGUUAAAAUACACUAUUAUACUAAUUAUUUUACUAUAUUACAUUUCUUUUAAUAAAUAUUAUAUUUUUUUUCCGCUUUACUUCUUACAUUCGCAUUUUAAAAUUUCCCAGCGCCUAAAAAUCCGCAGCCUAAUGAUCAGAGAUGGACAAAGCUUAUGUUCUUUCUUAUGUUCCAUUCAUCAGUUUAAAUAAACUAUUAUUUUAUCUUACUUCUCGCGUACUGGCCGUAGGUGCCAGAGAGGACGUAGAGCAGUUUGGGAAUGAUCAAGAUGGAGCCUACCCCUAUGAUGGCGCCUAGAAGUAGGCCGCCUAAGUCUAUCUUCGCGGGGGCGACAGACGACACUCCGUAACCCUACAAAAUUAGGGU